Messenger RNA from Cydia amplana, 2023 nucleotides. RefSeq names its product transmembrane and coiled-coil domains protein 2 (gene Dmtn). Bases 147 to 1964 code for a protein of 605 amino acids. Lineage: Eukaryota; Metazoa; Arthropoda; Insecta; Lepidoptera; Tortricidae. The record is from RefSeq and is a predicted model, not a curated record. Gene Ontology annotation, cellular component: endomembrane system. The transcript is spliced from 18 exons.
UCUAUUUCUCAUCUUUUCAGAUAUUUCCAGGAAUGGAGCCGUCACCGGCAAACGCCGACAUCUCACUAUCAAGAUUAUUAUGAAUUGAAGCAGCGAACCCUCGCUGUUAUGUCUCCUCUUAAGGUUUAGUUUGUCAACACACCACAAUGGACACCCUGCACGUGGGCCACGGGCACAGCCUCGGCUCCAGCAGGAGCCAGUCGCCAUCUUGUACGGAGCUGGCGCAGCCUGCCGCCGACUCCAUCAGGUCCCGCGUGCAGUCGCCCUCCACCGCGCUCCACAGCGAGCCAUCAUCGAGCUCGUCGUCUCGUCAUGGCGACCGCGUCACGCACCACGUCAAGUCACACUCGCGGGACUUAGGCAGCAGCCCACUAUCUCGGGACCUGGGUAGCAGUCCCGCUACCACCGGCAGCGUGUCUAGAGACCUAGAAGAUUCUCCUCAAAAGAAGAUCUUAGCCGGCCUCAUAGCGCCGGGCGAGUACGCGGCCGCGGUAUACCACAGCCCUAAUAACGCAUCUUACCUUUCUUCUGCCGACGAGUACGGUUCGCCGGCGUAUAGAGCAGCAGAUGGUGACUACACUAACCAUGACGACAACGAUGGCGCAAACACAACCGCGUCGUCGAAAGCGCAAGCCGCCAUCAUGCAUCUACAGAGCAAGGUCGAGCGGACUAAGGAGCUGAUACGGUUGGAGCAGACGAUACGGGACGACAACGUGAACGAGUACCUGAAAGUAGCUGCCAACGCCGACAAGCAGCAACUGCCGCGCGUCAAAGCGGUAUUCGAGAAGAAAAACCAAAAGUCCGCGCUCUGCAUCGCGCAGCUGCAGAAAAAACUAGAAGGAUACAACAAGAGGAUCAAGAAUUGGGAGCAACACGGCUCGAGCGGGCAGGCGCACCGGCAGCCGAGGGAGGUGCUCAGCUACAUGGGGCAAGGGUUGAAGAGUGUAGGCGGCAAUAUCCGCGACGGCAUCACGGGGCUCGGCGGCAGCGUGAUGGCCGCGCCGAGGGAGUUCGCGCAUCUCUUCUCUCGCUCUAACCGCUUCGGCUCCGCGGACAACAUCUCGCAACUCGCCGAAAACACAGGUCCCUCCCCACCACACGCGGAACUGAGAGCGAACGCGUCCUCCGAAGGCUCGCGGGCGUCCGAGGCAGGGGAAGCUGCUCCAAGAGGGUCCACUUUGCCCCGUGCCGCCACUUCCCCCGCACCGAAGUUCUCCCCUGAAGCCUCUCCCAGUAGCAGUGUCACCAGUGAAGGAGCCGUGUAUCCGACGCAGCCGGGAUCCAACAACCUGUCAGAAGCAGCCCUAAGCAUCAAGCCGAUUCUCAGUGAACUGGCCGCGCGCCGCGAAGACUUCGAAAGGCUAGCAGAGAAACUCGACGCGCUUAAGAAUCUAUCACAAGAGGUGUCGGACCUGACGGAGCGGUUGCAGGAAGAAAGGUUCAAGACUGAGAGAUUAGAAGAACAAAUCAACGACCUCACUGAACUACAUCAGAAUGAGGUUGAAAAUCUGAAGCAAGCUUUAACUGACGUAGAAGAGAAGGUGCAAUAUCAAAGCGAAGAGAGGAUACGGGAUAUACACGAGGCGCUAGAUCUCUGUCAAACUAAGAUUAGCAAACUAGAACAAUGGAUGGCGGGCGGCGUGGCGGGCGGCGGCGGCGCGGGCGGCGACGCGGGCGUGGCCGCCCUGCCGCCGCGGCUGCUGCUGGUCAAACUGCUGAAUGUGGCGCUCACGCUGCUCCAGCUGGCGCUACUGCUGAUGGCCACCAUCGCCGGCGUGGCCAUGCCCUUUCUACGCACUAGAGUACGAGUCCUAACAACAAGCUUAGCCGUAAUGGUGGGUGUAAUGGUUCUGAAGCAGUGGCCGGAGGUGACACAGCUCUCGGAGCACCUCGUCCGACGGCUCAAGGAGUACCUCCUCGACAAGCACCAUGACAGGUAUGAAUGCAAUGCGUUGUGUGGUUAAAUAAACCCAAUUCGGCGUUAUUGGUGAAUUAGGUAAAAUAUUGCAAUUUGGUCCUGUUU